This is a messenger RNA of Penicillium nucicola, 1473 nucleotides long. RefSeq names its product integral membrane protein TmpA. The transcript has a single exon. The record is from RefSeq and is a predicted model, not a curated record. Lineage: Eukaryota; Fungi; Ascomycota; Eurotiomycetes; Eurotiales; Aspergillaceae. Gene Ontology annotation, biological process: regulation of conidium formation; sexual sporulation resulting in formation of a cellular spore; conidium formation. The coding region runs from base 1 to 1473 and encodes 490 amino acids.
AUGCCUCCAACGGCUGUGGUGGGAGGCUCUGCCUCGUCGAGCGAGGUGACUCUCUCAGAAGAGAAGCCUAUCGAAAAGUAUCAGUCCCGUGAAAUAGGAUCGAACGAAACCACCAGGCCAAAUGACAUGGACCUCGAGGCGCAGGCCGUCCCAGCGAAGCCCAAAUUGUUUGCCUCAACACGUUAUGCCAUUCUCACACUAUACCGACGGUUGUUCACGCUAGUCUUCCUAGCCAACGUCGCUGUGUUUGUGGCUGUGAUGACAACAGACCAAAAGUUGUUGGCCCUGGUCAACGCCACUGCCGCUAACCUGCUCGCUUGCGGGCUGGCCAGACAACCCCUCGUGGUCAAUGCCAUCUUCAUAGUCGUGUGUUCUCUGCCAAGGUCAGCACCAAUGCCUCUGCGGAAGCUAGCGGCCAAAGUAUACCACUAUGGUGGCGUCCACAGCGGCUGCGGAGUAGCCGCACUCAUCUGGUACCUGGGAUUCGUCGGAGUCAUGUCUCACCAGUACUGGGCAACAAGUCCAGGCCCGGCGGGGAUCCGCCUUUCGGCCGCGCCAGUCACCCUCGCAUACAUCAUCCUGGUACUGCUGAUAGCGAUAAUCGUGGUGGCACACCCCACGUUCCGCAUGAAGCGGCACGACUAUUUCGAACUCACCCACCGUUUUUCGGGGUGGCUGAUCGUAGCCCUGUUUCUGGCCUUGCUGAUGGUCUUCGCGCACGAAGCAAGCCAAUCCCUGCACCAACCACUGGGCAAGUUCCUCAUCAACCUGCCAGCCUUUUGGUUCCUCGUCUUCACCGUCUGCUCCAUCGUGCAGCCCUGGCUGUUCCUCCGCAAGGUCGCUGUGAAGGCCGAACCCCUCUCCACCCAUGCUACCCGCCUACACUUCGAUCACACAACGACAUCGUUCGGAAAGGGCAUCCAACUAGCAAAGCACCCCCUCCGCGACUGGCACGGCUUCGCCACAUUCCCAGACACACCAGCCGGAACCAAAGAUGGCCCCGCCACCUUCUCCUGCCUAGUCUCCAAAGCAGGUGACUGGACCAGCGACACCAUCAACAGCCCCCCAACACACCUCUGGAAACGCGGCGUGCUGAUCAACGGCUUUGCAUACGCCAUGCGUGUCUUCAGCCGCGUCGUCGUCGUAACAACAGGUUCUGGCAUAGGUCCCUGUCUCUCCUUCCUGGGCGAUGAGAACCGGCCUGCACUCCGCGUUCUCUGGCAGACUCGAGCACCGGUCAAGACAUACGGUGAGGGUGUGAUGGAGAUGGUGCGUCGGAUGGAUUCUGAUCCUGUCAUCAUGGACACGAACCAGUGUGGCCGCAUCGACAUGGUCCCCAUCAUCUUGCAGCAGAUAAAGCAGUUUGAUGCCGAGGCGGUGUGCGUCAUCAGUAACCCUGUCCUGACAGGGCGAAUUGUGUAUGAGCUCGAAGCGCGAGGCAUCCCGGCCUUUGGGCCGAUUUUCGAUUCUUGA